UGAAACAAAAAAUAAACCAAAGAUGUCGAAAGAAGGAGCUAGUAAGCAAUGCCAAGACAAUGGUAGAGAACUAAAUAAGGGAGUUAAUUUGAAAAGAUCUUUAGGGUACUUCGAUAGUGUGUGUUUUGUAAUUGGGAGCAUUGUAGGAGCUGGGAUUUUUGUAUCUCCUGCAGGAGUUCUGGAAUAUUCACAGCUUAACGUUGGUGUGGCUCUAUGUAUAUGGGCUGCUUCUGGAGUAUUGAGUAUGAUGUGUUCCCUCUGUUACGCAGAAUUGGGUUCUGCACUGCCAUAUACUGGAGGGGAAUACUUUCAUGUUAAUCGAGGACUUGGAUCUCUACCAGCUUUCAUCUUUAUCUGGACUUUAACAUUGUUUAUACGGCCUGCAUCCAACGCAGCCCGUGCUCUGACUUUUGCAGAAUAUGUCACCAAGCCAUUUUAUUCUGGAUGUCCAGUACCAGACCUUCUGAAGAAAAUAAUAGCUAUUGGCAUCCUUUGGGUUCUAGGAAUCAUAAAUACUAUGAGUGUAAAGAUUUCAACCUGGGUACAGAAUAUAUUUACUGUGCUGAAAAUGAUGGCACUGAGUCUAAUUGUGAUUUCUGGACUUGUACUUCUUGGGACAGAUAAAGGCAAUUCAGAAAGCUUUAAAGAUGCUUUCAACGGUCAAGUUCCUAACGCAGUACAAAUUGCAGAGUCAUUCUAUCAAGGUCUAUAUGCGUUUUCAGGGUGGAACUAUUUGAAUUACCUCGCUGAGGAGAUAAAACACCCAAGCAAGAACAUUCCCCGCACAGUAUUCACGUCCAUAACUGCAGUGAUUGUGUUCUAUCUGCUGGUGAACAUCUCGUAUCUAACAGUGCUCUCACCCAGGGAGAUUGUAUCUUCAGCUGCAGUCUCGGUAACAUGGGCUGAUAGAGCAAUUCCAACAGUGGCCUGGAUUAUCCCUGUGUCAGUUGCUGUCUCAAUAUUUGGUUCUCUCAACGGUGGCAUAUUUAUGUUAGGAAGACUAAACUAUGCUGGAAGCAAGGAGGGUCAUCUGCCAUCCAUCAUAUCCAUGAUUCAUGUGCAACAUUUAACCCCAGCACCAGCCAUGAUCAUCUCUAUAAUUAUAUCAUCUAUUUUCGUCAUCCCUUCUGACCUCCUCUCUCUAACAAACUACUUUUCAUUUUGUUUCUGGCUUUUGAUUGGCCUGACUACCGUAAGUCUGAUUGUUCUACGUUAUCGUGAACCUAAUCUUCACAGGCCGUACAAGGUCUUCCUUCCAAUUGCAUAUGGAGUUGUUGCAGUGACAUUAUUUUUAGUGAUUGCUCCAAUCGUACAAAGUCCAAAAGUUGAAUAUUUCUAUGCUUUGCUGUUUAUGUUGAGCAGCCUGAUUGUGUAUUUUCCAUUUGUAUAUUUCAAGUUGCGUCUACCCUACUUUGAUAAGAUCACAUGCUUUUUACAGCUUUUCCUUGAAGUGUCACCCACUAAUAUAUAUGAAGACUGUAAAGAUCAGUAACAUUGACAACUAAUUUCAAACUGAUGUUCUGUAGGCUUAAAGUGGCACUACAUACACUGUAACCGCUAUAGCUCAUUGCAGUGAUUAUGGUGCUGUGAGUCUUUUGGCGCCUUCCCCCAGAUUUGUGUCAACAUCUUUUCAAGAGGAUGAACUUUUGCAUUAGUUGUCUGACUCCCUUUAAGUAAAUUGCGCUACCAUGCAGGCUCCACCACGCAGACUCACCGCCUAGGUGGUGUUCUCUUUGACUCCAACCUCUCCUUAACCCCUCAUGUUCAGUCUAUUGCCAAAUCCUGCCGCGGCCAUCUCCUGCCGUGCCUAUCUCAAAAACAUUGCAUGCAUUCGCCCAUACUGAAUGCCAUAUGCGGCUAAGGUGCUGGUUCAUGCCACUGUCCUCUCUUGCUUUGACUACAGUAAUCCGCUUCUCAGUGGACAUACAUGCUCCCAACUUGAGCCGUUACAGUCUAUAAUGAAUGCAACAUCGAGGCUCAUCUUUUUGUCUGCCCACACUUCCCACGCCUCAUCCCUCUGUUAGUCCCUGCAUUUGCUUUCCAUACGAUAUAGGGCUCAAUUCCGGUUCUUGCUUUCAAUUCUCUACACAUUGCUGCUUCCAUCUAUCUAUCCUCCCUAAUACACAAGUAUGUCUAGUCUAGGCCCCUAUGCUCUGCAGAAGACUUCCAUCUAUCUUCAUUCGUACUCCCACCUCUGAUGCUCACCUUUCUGUUGAACUCCCUUCCCUCUUCUGUUAGAUGCUCACCCAGUCUCCACUACUUCAAAAAAAUCAUUAAAACCUCACUUAGAAUCCAAACCAAGUAGUAAACAGUGAAGCGCUUAUUUCAAAUAAAGUGAAUAAAGUACAAAUAAUAUCAUCAAAUACCUUAAUAAUAUUGGUGUAUAACCUUAUACAAAAAGGGCUAUAUGAAAGAUAUAUACAAUAGGGCAAAACCUUAUGGAAGAACAAUUUAAAAUAUGUGACAAUGGAACACUUUCAUAGUAUAGAGCUUACAACCAAGCUCUGGUGCACACAGCAGUUGGGUCCAUUUAGACGACCAUCCCCUUCAUAGUGCCGUUGUCUUUUUUAGCCAUUCCUGUAUAACGGCUUGAGAAAAACAUAUAUUGAGCAAUAUAGUAUAUUAUGGUGAAUCCUUUUACUAUAAUAAAUAUGGUACUCACUAAAGUUAGAGCCUGGAAUAGACUCAAGAAAAGCGCAAUGUGCAGUUUGGGACAACACUUCCAUCUUUACAUAAAGCGAAACCCGGUAUCAUAAAUUAGCUUAAAAUGUAUUAACUAAUAUAUUUAUAAAACAACAAAAAUUUUAAAUCAAAUAUAUAAAGCAAUAUGCAAUAUAUACUUCAAUUUCUUAUAGAUCCCCAGGAAGCAUUUCACCAGUCCUCCACCGGCUUCCUCAGCUGGACAAGUCUCUAAAGAUCAGUGAUAUUGACAACUCAUUUCAAACUGAUGUUUUGUAGGUCUAUAGUGCCACUACAGGCACUGUUACCUUUUCAGCUUUUUGUAGUGGUUAUGGUACUGUAUGACUUUUGAUGCCAUCCCCCAUAUUUGUGUCAAUGUCAUCUCAAGAGGAUGAACUUCUGCAUUAGCUGUCCAGCCGUGGGUGCAAUGAAAGUAGAGGGUGCUUGACUAAUCUAGCACUGUGGCUUGCUACUAUCAUUACCAUUUGAAGUUCAUGUCAUCAAACUCACAUCAGAGUGGUCAGCUUUAGAUGCCAGGAAAGCAGAUUUUUUUUUUCACACCUCUAGAAAAUUGUUUGGCACAAACAGAGAACGGUACCCACAAAUAAUUGUGAUAAGCUGUAGUUGUUAUAGUACUCACAGUAUUGCUAUAACAAUGAAAGGUCUGCUGUUUUAAAAUUGUAUCCAUGAUGUAGUGGAGUGCUUAACAUAUUAUGGUUUGGUCAGAUAUUUGAUUUUAUGUAGCUUUGUAAAAUGUAGUUAUUUUUUUU
This is a messenger RNA of Pelobates fuscus (common spadefoot toad), 3449 nucleotides long. RefSeq names its product solute carrier family 7 member 13-like. Gene Ontology annotation, cellular component: membrane. The transcript has 4 exons. The record is from RefSeq and is a predicted model, not a curated record. Bases 23 to 1492 code for a protein of 489 amino acids. Gene Ontology annotation, biological process: amino acid transmembrane transport. Gene Ontology annotation, molecular function: L-amino acid transmembrane transporter activity. Lineage: Eukaryota; Metazoa; Chordata; Amphibia; Anura; Pelobatidae.